This is a messenger RNA of Gekko japonicus, 1613 nucleotides long. Its product is annotated as UAP56-interacting factor-like. Gene Ontology annotation, molecular function: mRNA binding. The record is from RefSeq and is a predicted model, not a curated record. The coding region runs from base 16 to 978 and encodes 320 amino acids. Gene Ontology annotation, biological process: mRNA export from nucleus. Lineage: Eukaryota; Metazoa; Chordata; Lepidosauria; Squamata; Gekkonidae. The transcript has 9 exons.
CGCUUGUCGGGCGCAAUGCCAGGACUUCUUCCUCGGUCGGCCGGGCCGCUGCGUGCGUCCACGCCAGAUCCCGCUGUGGUCGGAGAGCCUAUGGAGGCGCCGGGCGGACAGCAAGAGCCAGCGGCGGGGGCAGGAUCGGGGCCCAGCGGCUCAGAGGAGAUCGACCUGUCCUUGGAUGACAUCAUAAAGCGUAACAAGAAAGGACAUAUAAAGGCAGUAGGGAACAGAUGGAGGCAGCGGCUCAAGAACAGGAACCCAUCCUACAGCAAUGGAAGACCUCGAUUUCGGAGCUGGGCACCACAAAAUGUGCCAGGACCCUACAGGUUUCGAGGAGGGUUUAGAAAACAGCAGUAUUACAGAAAACAGUUUUGGAAUAGCAUGACUGGUCCCAGGCGAAGAAUGACCACCCAGACGAAGAAUGGCACAAGCCCCUUAAAUCGGCCAGCAUCAGCUGAACAGCAGGGCAAGCAGGAUGAACCCAUGUUGGAGGGGAACAGUGAUGGAGUGGCAGCCAAUCCACAGCAGGGGCAGCCCACACGGGCCAAGUGGAUCAGACGUCCAAAUGCUUUCCCACCCACACAAAGGCCUUUCCAACUAAAUCGAAGACCAGCUUUUAUGCAGAGGCAAUCCCGGUUCCACUUCAGCAGAGAGCAAAAAGAGUCAAGUUCAAAUGGAAAGCAGCCACGGAUGAGAAGGUGGCAGCUUCAACCCAGCUCCGGAGCUGUCCUGACCAUUUCUGUGUCUAACCUCCAAGCUAAUCAAAUGAAAAUGCCAGGAGCCAAGCGCCCAUUCUUGAGAGGGAGAAGCACCCCAACCAAGAUGACCCAUCCUAAGCCCAAAGGGGUGUCUUUGAGGUUCAACUUCCGUGCCAUGGCUAACCAGACGAGCUUGACGUUGAAUGAAAGGUUCUCUGGCCUGAGGCACAAGCGUCGUUUUACACCACUAAGAAACAUGAGCCGUAUGGUCACUUUACCGUAACUUUGCCCUCUUGGUGGAUUCAGACCAGCUCUGGAAAAGGAUUCGGUCACUGAACCCUACUGAUUUUCCGCCACUGCCUUAAUGAUGUUUUGGGGUCAUCUCGACAUGGUUAUGGACCCAUCUAACCUAACACCAAUGAAGUUUCUGCACAAUGGUGGCCCACAGACCAGGGUCAGACUCUUCUUCCAAGCCUCACCACUAUGGACUCCCAGGUCAUCUCACCCUCAUGUUUUUGGCUUGGGGUAAACAGAGUUUGGCUUGAGGCCCCUGGAUGAGCCAGUACCAUGCCUGAUCUCGGCUUUGAGAGAGUCACGUGGGAAGGAAGGGGCCCUCAGCUUUGUCCUCCAACACAUGAGUGAGCAUUGUCUCUUUCAUGGUACGUUUGCAGCUCCACAACUUUGGCUCAAGAGCCACUUCUUAUUGGUUCCCUUUCUGCGCUGGGAUCAGAAGGCAAAAUAUCUUGGUUGGAGGAGGAAAAGAGUGUUGUGUGAGGGUGUGCUGCCUAGGGAAUGUGGGUGGGAGUUUUGUGUGUUUUGGUGGAAAGGGUAGCCUGGAAAGCACUUUUACAGAUUAGUUUGAACAUUUGGUUGUGAUGAGCUACUAAUGCACUUAAUAAAACCAUUUUAGAAGCUUCA